AUGGGGGAACCUGAGACACCUCCCCGGCGCACUCGAUGCCGCACGGGCUGUCUUCGGUGCAGAGUGCGUCGUCGCAAAUGCGAUGAAGCAAAGCCUCGAUGUCAAAACUGUAUUGAUAAGGGUUUCCAAUGCCAGUACGGGUCUCAAUUGACCUUUCUUACUAAGAAUGUCAUCACUGUCUCUACACCGGAGGUACCACGAGCUUACUCCAAUAUAAAAUUUGUUCCAGAAGAUCCUCAAAAUAUUCUAAAUGAGGGCUCUUCCUGGGAGGAUGAAGAUUCCUUAACUCCUACCGAUGUGCCUGGGCUUGUCGAGUCACGUUCGGAGCCCAUUCCACAUUCGGCUGUUGGUGCAGUUGGUGCAGUCACAACAAUACUUCAACAUAAUGAACAUAUAUCUCAUGAUGAUCCGUCAUUUGCACACUGGGCGGACUGCGAAGCUGAAAGCCCAAGUCUUGAUCUCAAUCCAAGGCUUUCAUUCUACUCUCCUCAGGAUCAGUCUACCAACCUCUCCUAUCAUCGCCAUGAUGAUCACUUGCAGGAUGAUACGUUCCCAGUACCAGCAGGCAGAUUACACUCUGAAGCUGAAGCCAUCAGUCCAGUCAUAGUAAGCGACAAGGAUGAAUUUGCCGCUCGAGGCUUACUUGCAUUGAUCUCAAGGGAAGACGUCGCUCCCGUAUUGGGUGAGAGAUUAGGCAUAGAUCCUCAUCGUGGUCGGACGGCAUCUGAUGCUACACCUUUAACAAGUUUUGAUAAUGCCUCAUAUGAUAUUGCCAUCACACGGCCAGCUACUACUCAAAAAACUACCGAACUACUCCGCCAUUAUCGAUAUGAAGUUGCACCUUGGCUAGAUCUAUGCGACAUGUACCAAUCAUUUGGCAUUGCUGCAUUUCAAUAUGCCAUAGACUCAGAGAGGAUUCUUCGAGCCCUUCUCUUAUUGUCUGAAGCCUCGCUACACAAUAAUAAUUUGGAUCGGCGCUCAUCGGCACCGCUUUCCGAUUCUUCCUUGCCGUUGAACAUGUUUUUUUCAGAUAAAGGCUACAAUGAAAAUGAAGCUGACGAAUAUUCGUUCAUGACCACCGCACUUACAAUGGCCUUCCGGCGGGUGCAUUCCUUCGUCUCAGGUUUGUCUCACGCUUGGUCUAUGAAUAAAGUGCCAAUAAAUAUGGAUCUUCUCAAUUCGUUGAUGGUGGAUAUAGCUACUUCAAAGCCAACAUCUGCUAUCUAUUGGUUAUUUCUGCGAUUGGAGCUCAGUACUGCACUAGCGAAUGAUGACACAAUACGAUUCCCUCUGCCGCUUUCGCUUCCAUGGGAACCCGUUGACAUCUUCCCAGAGACGAUGGAUUCGUUGGCAGGACUCACAUGGCGUCUAUCCAACUUUGCUCACCGACCACUGAUAAUGCUUGGCCAAGCCAUGCAGUUGCUGUCGAAAGACGGAGGAGAAGAAGGCCCUUCUUUACCUGGUUCCAGUCGCGUCGAUAGUUGGAAAUAUCUUAUAAACGAGCUCGAGCGUUGGCGCAAAGAACGACCGGAAGAAUUUCGACCCAUCAUGGAGUUGCCGCCUUCUUCAGUGGAACCAGACUCGAGUUUUCCAACUAUCCUAUUCACCAAUGGUGCUGGGAUCUUUGGUAACCAGCUUUACCACACAGCCAUGUUGAUGCUGCUUCUGGACAAGCCACGUACAGUCCGGUUGACUUAUCUCCCCCCGUUUGUGCUGUCGCCGCUGUGGCAUGCACAAUGUAUCUGCAGUAUUUCUCUGAAUAACGAUCGUCGCGAGUGUUGGGAUCCUUGCUUGUUGGCGUCGUUUCUCGUUGCCGCUAAGCGAAUGACUCACGAAUUUCAGCAGCAAGAUAUUCUUCAUGGUCUCAAUCGCAUCCAGACACUAACAGGAUGGGAUAUUCGAGAAUAUGUAGCUGAAUUACAGGAGAAGUGGGGCCUGUUGAAUGCGGUUUGA
Messenger RNA from Talaromyces marneffei, 1953 nucleotides. RefSeq lists its product as uncharacterized. The record is from RefSeq and is a predicted model, not a curated record. Bases 1 to 1953 code for a protein of 650 amino acids. Gene Ontology annotation, molecular function: DNA-binding transcription factor activity, RNA polymerase II-specific; zinc ion binding; transcription cis-regulatory region binding. Gene Ontology annotation, biological process: positive regulation of transcription by RNA polymerase II. Gene Ontology annotation, cellular component: nucleus. Lineage: Eukaryota; Fungi; Ascomycota; Eurotiomycetes; Eurotiales; Trichocomaceae. The transcript is spliced from 5 exons.